Columba livia (rock pigeon) is the source of this 4175-nucleotide messenger RNA. RefSeq names its product coronin 2A (gene CORO2A). The transcript has 13 exons. Bases 143 to 1816 code for a protein of 557 amino acids. Gene Ontology annotation, molecular function: actin filament binding. The record is from RefSeq and is a predicted model, not a curated record. Lineage: Eukaryota; Metazoa; Chordata; Aves; Columbiformes; Columbidae.
GUAGCUGGCAUGGUUAGCUGUCUGCAAAGAACAGCCAUUUCCCAGUGAAAUGUGCUCGUACAUGAGUCUUGCUGGUGUACCACAUACAGAUGACAAAUGUCUUCUGCAGGAGAUGAAGGAAUAUUGAUCUUGCUGACCUGAGAUGUCGUGGCACCCGCAAUACCGCAGCUCCAAGUUCCGCCAUGUGUAUGGCAAACCUGCCAGCAAGGAGAAAUGCUAUGACUGUGUGCCCAUCACCCACAAUGUCCACGACAACCACUUCUGCGCUGUGAACCCCCACUUCAUUGCAGUGGUGACUGAAUGCGCAGGCGGCGGUGCUUUCCUUGUCAUUCCCAUCCACCAGACAGGCAAGCUUGACCCACAUUAUCCCAAAAUAUGCGGGCACAAAGGGAAUGUUCUCGACAUCAAGUGGAACCCAUUCAAUGACUUUGUAAUAGCGUCGUGUUCAGAAGAUGCCACAGUUAACGUGUUAUGGGACAGCACACUCCCGGUGUUGAGCGACUUCAGUGCGGUGUUGCCCAGUCUCUCUACUCAAGACGCCUGCUGUGUGGCCACCUGGAUCAAAAUCUGGGACAUCCCCAGGCACUUGCUAACAAAAAACAUUACCAAUCCGAAGAAGGAACUUCUUGGGCAUGUUCGAAGAGUGGGCCUCAUUGAAUGGCAUCCCACUGCUAAUAACAUCCUCUUCAGCUCUGGCUAUGACUACAAGAUUAUGAUCUGGAACCUUGACAACAAGGAGGCUGUCAUCUCAAACCCAGUGAAGAUCCUUGAUGCUCACAAAGAUGUGGUCCUCUCCAUGUCAUUCAACACAGAUGGCAGUCUCCUUGCCACGGCCUGCAGGGACAGAAAGAUACGACUGAUAGACCCUCGUGCAGGAACAGUCCUACAAGAAGCCAGCUACAAGUCUCACAGAGUCAAUAAAGUCUUAUUCCUUGGAAACAUGAAAAAGCUGUUCUCUACUGGAACAUCUCGGUGGAAUAAUAGGCAAAUUGCAUUAUGGGAUCAAAAUGACCUUUCCGUGCCUUUACUGGAGGAGGAUCUAGAUGGCUCCUCAGGACUCCUGUUUCCCUUCUAUGACUCAGACACACACAUGCUUUAUGUGGUAGGAAAGGGUGAUGGAAAUAUACGAUACUAUGAGAUAAGCCCUGAGAAACCAUAUCUGAACUACCUGAUGGAAUAUCGUUCUCAUUUACCACAGAAGGGAAUUGGAAUGAUGCCAAAGAGAGGCCUUGAAGUGUCAGCUUGUGAGAUCUUCCGUUUCUACAAGCUGAUUCCAACUAAGAACAUGAUUGAGCCUGUCUCCAUGAUUGUGCCUCGACGGUCGGAGUCAUACCAGGAAGACAUCUACCCCUUGACCACAGGAGACAAACCGGCACUGACAGCACAAGAGUGGCUGAAUGGAAUUAACAAAGGGCCUCUCUUGGUAUCCUUGAGACCAGGUUAUGGAGCUGUGAAUUCCUUACCACGGUUUCCUGAGCCAGAGCCACUCAUGAAAACUACUGACCUGAGCCAGCCUCAGAAUCAGGGAGGAAGGAUGCCACUGGAGGACGUGCAGAAGCCAAGUGGGGCUGAAGACAGCAGAAAACAGCCAGAAGUGCAGGAGAAGUUGCUGAAAAAUGAGCGAAUGUGGCUCACCAAUGGCUUUGACAUGUUUGAGUGUCCACCACCAAAAACUGAAAAUGAGCUUUUGCAGAUGUUUUACCAGCAACAGGAAGAAAUUCGUAGACUACGUGAGAUGGUAAACCAGAGAGAUGUCCAAAUUAAGCAGAUGGAGCUGGAGCUCAGAAACCUCUGCACGAACACAGGCAGGCACUGACGGUGCUGGCCUGCAGCUAUUUGUACUCCUGGCAACUUGAGCAGAUUCCAGUUCUGUGGAUAACUCCUCCAAGAGUUUAUGCUGGGGGAAAAAAUUGAUGCUUCAGGCAGCAUGGACUUUCCUAGCUUGUGGUGGUCACAUUUCCCUAAUCAUCACCUGACUUAUUGAUGGACAGUUAUUGCUGUGUUUCUUCAGGCUCCCCUUGCUUGCCCACUCAUGUCAGAAGCUCAUGCACUAUAGCUAGUGAGUGACUUUGGAAAAUCUUGCUCUGCUGCUGCUGGAGAAACCACCUGUUAAGCUCCAGGAACAACCUGUUUAGCUGCCCCUUGACAUGACAAGAGGACAAGAGACUGAAGGCAGCUGCCAGCUUCUUUUCUCACCGUUGGACCCAGCAGAGUGGCUCCUGUGGCUGCUGCGCUCCUGCGCCAGGAGGUCACUCUACAUCUGAGCUUCAGAGGCACCUCCAGUUCCAAAGUGAUCAUCAUGCAGCCCUCUCAUCUUGCAGCUCGGCCUGCAGCCAGGUGGCUCGGCAAAGCCGUGACUGCCUUGACCUGGUGCUGGGGAUAGUCCUGCUCUGAGUGGGAGGCCGCACUGGGGCUGCCAUGGGCCAAUACUGUUGUGAUAGGUAGAGGAGAGUUGCUGUUUGGAGGUCCCACUGUAAAGGGGCAAUGGUGUGUGCUAGUUCUCACCAGAGGAGCUGCAGAGUCCAGCAGGGAUCUCUGGUCCUUUGAGCUGGUGGCCUUCUUUCUCUCCUUCUGCCAAACACCAGUCACAGUCACCUGGAGGCUGUGCAGCUGUGGUGCUCAUCAGACAAAUGAGGACAGCAUUUAAAGCUGUGGUGUUGGCAGCAGGGGCUUUGCUCUCACUUGUUCCUGUGAUGUGGGGCACUGUUUGUUGCCCCAGGGGCCAAGCACAGCAGCAACACUGCAGGGGGAAUAUUUUUCCUUGUCCCAAAUGCAGAGCUUGUGGAGGUGUCUUAAACCCAAGAAGAGCAAGCAGCUGCUGUUUAGCUUGUAACUGUGCACCUCUGUUGUGACACAUGGAGGAAUGUAUACUAUGCCCUGCUGGUUCUCUGAAGUGUGAUGAUUUCCCAAAGUCUGAAAAAAAAAAAAUCUCCAUAGUCAGAAAUUCCUGCAAACAGACUCCUUAUUAAGGGGACUAAAGGCUAUGCACUGCCUGUGCUCAUGUGAGAUGCCCCUCUGGUUAUCCCUGAAAGCAAUAGCCAGCAGGGAGCUCACGGGCAAUAAAUACUCUUACAUGAGAAUCACACGAAGACUUCAGCAAUCCUUUUGCUGUGCUGCAAAGACUUCACCCAGCUUUUGAAGAUAUUUCAUCCAUUUCUACAUAGCAACAACAGAUGUGGGUGCUAAAAAGUCACAAAUAUUGCUGGUUCUUUCUGCAGCAUUACAAAGAGGGUGUAGUUAUUCAUAUUUUUCAGGAAGAGUCCUUUAGAAUCCCUCUACUCUUUUUGUAAAAAGUAAUAUAUUAAUAACAAAGUUGUUGAAACAAUGUACUUUCCUGUGCCCUGGGAACACUGUGCAGUUACAUGCAAAAGCAGCUCACUGCAGACAGAGCUUUAAUCCAAACACGAGUCUUACACCAGAAGUGGUCAGGCUUUCUCACCAAAGAGAGGAGCAAUGUAAGAAAUCAAGAAGCUCACAGCUUUUCAGCUGUGUCAAACAUUCCUGACAGCCUCAAAUUUCAAAGGCAUUUUCACAGGGGUUAGCCCCAGGCAUAUGACACUGUGGUUUUCAAGCUGUCAUUAUCAGAAAGGAGAGCAAAUAACGCAUCCUCAGCAGUCCAGCGGAUACGACACUUUUCUAUUCACUGUUUUUUUUUUCCCUAGGUUAUUUUUGCUCGUUUUUCAUACACAAUAAAUUAUUUAAAUUAUUUCCAAGUUAAAGUAAUCUUUUCCAGACUGUUUCUUUGUUACCCUAUGGCUGGCUAGCAUAGAAAAUGGUUGGCCACCAUGGUUCUUAUUGUGUUGAUUUCAGCAUUUCUGGAAAAGAAGUUGCUUUCAUUUAGGCUUUGCUGGCAACAUUUGAUAAGGUGAGACUAUUUAAUCAAAUGUUCUUUUUUAGACAGUAUGCCCACAAAAGCAUUGACUGUGAAAUGUAUUUCAAUUUGGAGCUUAAAGGCAACCAUAAAUCUUACACAUAGAGAGAAAAGAAAAAGUGCAGGAAAUGGAUUUAUGUGUUAAUGAACUGUGCCUAAAUAGACUUAAGUGAUCAUUUAAUGGUUUCUAAAACUCCUAACAGCUUUGUAAAAACUGUAAAACAUGGGGAUAAAAAACAAAUUUGUGCAAUGAAAAGCAAAUGUACCUGAAUAAUAAAUAUAUUUAGAGUUUUACUUUUUGAUA